Messenger RNA from Melanotaenia boesemani (Boeseman's rainbowfish), 1209 nucleotides. RefSeq names its product glutamate-rich protein 6. The record is from RefSeq and is a predicted model, not a curated record. NCBI's taxonomy places the organism in Eukaryota, Metazoa, Chordata, Actinopteri, Atheriniformes, Melanotaeniidae.
AUGUUUGGUAAGAGGAACCAAGAGGGAUCUCUGCAUCCUGUAAAAAACCAGUGCACCUACUGUACUGCUCCUGCAGGAGUUCUGAGGUACAGUGGGGAGUCUUAUAACUAUAACCAAGUAGAAUGUGAGUACUGUGGGGAAAAGACCAGAGAUCUGUUGAAUUUAUCAUGGAUACAGGAGCCUAAGACAUCAAAGGAAGACAAACCAAUCAAGGAGGAGCUGCUCUUCCAUGGCAGGAAGAUAGAACACCACAAUGAGUUUAUCAAUGAAUUACCAAGUGGACUAAGAGCACAAUCAAAAAUGAACAUUUACAAAGAUUACUCUGUUCCAGAUGUAGCAGAGACCUGUGAGUCCUCAGCUUCAGACUCUCUGCUGCUCUGGGAAAAGAGUGCUGGACAGUGCUACGAGGCAACACUCCUGAAAAAGUCUUGAAAAGAGGAAGAGCAGCAAGUAUUAGUCCCUUGUUGUGAUCACAAUCCAGCUCAGUUUGGCUUAUGUCAUCAUCAGGGAUUUGGGUUUCUACAGAAGUGUUACUCCAAUGGCAGGAAAUUUAUUACCAUUUUUCCUGAUGGCUCUUCCUAGGUCUUUUAUCCCUCAGGCAAUUUGGCUCUUGUUAUUGUGGUCACCGAGAGAAAUAGAAGAGUCUGCGUUGUAUUUGAAGACAGCGGUUCUUCCAGUAAACCAGUUAGAGCUGUGUUUAAGUCUGAUGGCAGAGCGGUGUGUUAUCACAGCAAUGGAAACAUAUGGCUGGCCUUAAACAGAUUAGGUGGUCCGUGUUUGACUGAUGUGAGUGCCAUGAGCCAUACUCCCACUCCCUUCCACCCCAUCUUCCUGUCCCUUAACAAAAUGGUUGGAGUCCGAGUUUUGGGAAACAAAAAGGUGUUUGUGUCCUUCUUGACAAAAGGUCAACAGACAAAGUUCAAUGUGGGUGCCUGCUGUGCUCAGGUAAAACUCAGGCAUGAAAAACCUGGUUCAGGAUCAUCAGUUCUGAAGGAGGAUCUAUUAGUGCUGGCAGCGAAGAUCAGGAUCCACAUGGCUAUCCAGCAUCUUAACCAAUGCUUGAGAAGGCAAUUCCGCCCACAGCUGUUCAAGAGCACACUUGCUCCCCACCUCUGUACUGCUGCUCAGAGACUUCUGGAAGACUGGGCUGAUGUGGUGAUGACUGACAAUGAUAGAGCCUUCAUCUAUGGUUGUCUAAAGGAUUGUUGA